Molecule: messenger RNA, 2760 nt
Organism: Pseudozyma flocculosa PF-1
Lineage: Eukaryota; Fungi; Basidiomycota; Ustilaginomycetes; Ustilaginales; Ustilaginaceae
Exons: 1
Coding region: 1-2760 (919 amino acids)
Biological process (GO): intracellular signal transduction; negative regulation of glycogen biosynthetic process; protein phosphorylation
Cellular component (GO): cytoplasm; nucleus; cytosol
Molecular function (GO): ATP binding; protein serine/threonine kinase activity
Source: RefSeq, a predicted model, not a curated record
AUGCUCGCCGCCGCACCACUCGCGCGGCCCGACAUGACACAACCGUCGCCACCGCCACCUACCAAGGAUCGCGAGUUCUCGUGGCGUGACAUGGAUUGCGACGACGACGAUGACCACCGCAUUAAGCUCGUCGAUGACGGUGCCGCUACCCACCACGGCGACGAGCCGCUGGCAUCCUACUUUGGCAUGAUGCCGUCGCUUUCGAGCAGCUCGAUCGCAUCCUCGGUCACCAGCAGCGGCACCGCCGCCGAAGCCGAGCCCGAGUUGAGCCAGUCUCUCGGAUCCACAUCGAGCUUCGACCUGCGAACGCCGCUCAAGCAGUCGCAAGCUCACAACCACAACCUUGUUCAGGCCAACGCGGGCCUACAAGGUUUCCCGAUCGCCUACCCUACAAUCGAAGCCAAGAUGCCCUCCAGCCUCACCAAUCUGCCCAGUGGCCGCGUUGUCAAGCCGUCGGCCACCUCAACCCUCUCUCGCAGCCACGACGCAUACUCUGAACAGCAGCUCGCGGAAGGCGCCGAGUGGCGGCUGCCAUUCGGCGGAGCGGCCCCCAUGACCCCGGCCAGCGCCAGGAACGAUGGUGCCGGCGCCGGUGGUGGUGCCGGCAGCAACUUUGGCCUCGACGACGAUCUCUCGCCGACUCGCACAUCGAGCGCAACGACUGGCCGUGACUCACAGCCAUCGUCAUCGUCCAUGUCGGCCAGCUCCUCGCCGAUGUCCAAGAUGCACACGCACCGGCCUAAGCUCUCACUUCCCUUGCUGGCACCGUCUGCCUUUUCACGUCCCAACAUCCCCCAGACUCCCGGAGGAUCGCUCUGCCUCGGCGCUCGGGACGGCGCGGCGACGGGUGCGCCCAUGAGCCCCUUUGUGCCUCCGACGCCCCUGGUCGCCUCGGUAUUUAGCAAGGACGCAACCAGCCGUCAGGGCUUCUUUGACGGCACCUGCGGCGACUCGGCCUCGGACACGUCGCCCUCGCCGACGCUGCAGAAGCGACAGAGCAUGCCCAUGGCCGUUUCCACGCCCAAGCAGCCGCGGCUCACGCACAUCCCCCUCCAGCGCCACGGCUCGAUCGGGAUGUCGCCUCUGUCGUCCGAGUUUGCCAACGUCAGCAUGCGCGCCGACUCCCGCAGCAGCGACCUGAUGUCCUCGGAAGCCGCCACCGCCCGCAGCAGCUCGACCGUACGCACCGCCUCGCUCGGCGUCGAGGCAUCGCCCUCGGAUGCAUCGACAUCGUCCAAGGUGCACACACCGCCCUACUCGCCCCUCUUCCUCGGCCGAAGCCUGCAGGACGGCAGCUGCUCUCCCGGUCGCCUCAGCAGCACGAGCAGCGGCAUUGGGGGCGCCAGCAUCUCGAGCAACAGCAGCAGCAGCAAGAAGCGUGCCAAGGACGCCAUCCUCGGAGGCGGUGCCGGCAUGGCUCGCUCCUUCAGCGCGUCUCGAAUCAAGACGAGCAGAGCCAAGGCGGCGCCGAAACCUUUCAACCUGACCAGGCCGACCAUUGUCCAGAGAGCGAGCUCCUCGGCGCAGCAGCAGCCCAUGUCGGCGCCCUUGAUGAAGAUCUCCUUCUCCGAGCAGCAGCAGCAGCAGCCGCAGCAGGCGCUGGGGCCGGUGCCAGAGAUUCGCGGUGCCAUCAUCGACUCGCCAGGACAGGCUUCGGUCGUGCCACCGGUCCCCUCGCCGUCGCUGCUGUCGCCGCACACGGUCGCCUCAAAGCCGCUGCACGGCGGUGCGCCCAUGGAGAAGUCGUUUUCGGCGCCUCCGAAGCCGGCGCAGACGGUCUCGGCGCGCCACCUCGCCAACCACCGGCUGCACCCGAUCUUUGCAAAGUCCUACACCAUCCGCGACGAGCUGGGCAGCGGCGGCUUCGGCUUCGUCGUCUCGGCCACGCGCAACGCCGACAGGAUGCCCGUCGCGGUCAAGUUCAUCUUCAAGGAAAAGGUGCCCGCCCACGGCUGGGUGCGCGACCCCAAGCUGGGCGUGAUCCCGAUGGAGGCGUUCGUGCUCAAGGUCGUCGACCACCCGGGCGUGGUCAAGUUCAUCGACCUCUUUGACGACGACCUCUACUUCUACCUCGUCAUGGAGCUCCACGGUACGCCCUGGAAGCAGCCGACGGCGGCGGCGGCAGCGGCGGCGGUAGAGGCCGAGGCGCUCGCCAGCACGCAGCUCGACUCGGGCAUGGGCGCAGGUCACCCGGGACCCGCGGCGAUGCAGCGCCGGACGUCGUGCGACCUGUUUGAGUGCAUCGAGCAGCACUCGCGCCUGAGCGAGGAGCAGGCGCGCUGGGUGUUUGCGCAGGUCGUCGAGGUCGUCUGGCACCUCGACCGCGCCGGCAUCUGCCACCGCGACAUCAAGGACGAGAACUGCGUCGUCGAUGCCGACUUCAACGUCAAGCUCAUCGACUUUGGCAGCGCCGUCAUCACCGACGUCCGCAAGCCCACGCCCUACUUUAACCGCUUCUUUGGCACCAUGACGUUUGCCAGCUCCGAGAUCCUGCAGGGCAAGCCCUACCGCGCGCCGCACGCCGAGAUCUGGAGCCUGGGCGUGCUGCUCAGCAUCCUCCUCAGCGGCGAGUGCCCCUUUGCCGACCCGACGGCCGCCAUCAAGGGCAGGAUCUCGAAGCCAAAGGGAGCCUGGUCGCCCGAGGCCCUCAGCCUGCUCUUUAUGUGCCUCGAGGUCAACCCGGACGCCCGCGCCACCAUCCAGCAGAUCCGGGCGCACCCCUGGGUCAGGCGAGCAUGGACCGACCGCGGGCGCCUGUGA